Molecule: messenger RNA, 4828 nt
Organism: Ictidomys tridecemlineatus (thirteen-lined ground squirrel)
Lineage: Eukaryota; Metazoa; Chordata; Mammalia; Rodentia; Sciuridae
Gene: Cdkl2
Product: cyclin dependent kinase like 2
Biological process (GO): protein phosphorylation
Cellular component (GO): nucleus
Molecular function (GO): protein serine/threonine kinase activity; ATP binding
Source: RefSeq, a predicted model, not a curated record
CUCUCUUCCCUUCCUUGAUCUUUCUUCCCAGUGUUUCACUGCCCAGGCUUAAUCAGGUGUGUAAAUGCCUACCUUCUCUCAAACCUACUAAAUCGCCUCCUCACUGUGAUCUUCACCUUUGCCUGACCAGACAGAUUAUCCCUACGCCCAGAACGGAAAGGACUACCGAAUCGGGAUUGGGUUGAACCUCCCCUGGUGGGGGCACCCAGGGCCUGCUUCCUGCUUAAAGCGGAGAAGCUGUGAAAAACACUCUUCUUUCUAUGCUUUCAGUCCUACUUAACCGCCACCUUACCCUUCGCUAGGCCUGUUGGCUCCUUUGCGAGCAGAGGUCUGCCGCAGGCGAAGAGGCGCCUCCCAACCACAGAACGUUGGUGUGCGGAGAUGCAGGCAACUGCGCGUCGGCGAACAGAACCUGAGUCUGGCCCCAGGUGAAGGGGCGGGGAUAUUGGCUCUAAGCCAAUCAUAGCGCCUAACGACAGGGCUGGACCAAUCAGAGUAAGGGAGGUCGGGCACUCGCGGGGCGGACCUGGAAGGCUGAGAACCCGCCUCCUUGCAGCUCGGUGGCCAACGCCUUCGCUGAGGGCUAGUUGGAGCCCGGCUGCUUCACAGACUCGGGGGACUGAGCGCCUUCAGAGCUGUGGGGCGGUGCCCUCUUACCACUGCUAAUUUUUCUACAGGCCUUGGCCUUGACAGGUGUUGGUGCCUGCGGUAGACUCAUUCUGAUUCGUGCACAGACUCUCUCUAGAGACUGUGCCUAUGGCUGGAGACAGAGUGAGGUCGUUGCCUUGACGACGACAGCAUGCGGCCAGCGGUCCUCCUAAGUGUGAGCUUGCGGCGGGCUGAGGCCCAUCUGCCUCCCAGCCUGCUUCACCCAGGACCCGUCACUGUGCCCGCAGAAGAAAUCAUAACACUGGAAUUGCUAGUUUGCUAGUCAGCAUCUUUUAGUCCAGCUAGCGAGAUGCAUUUCACCUCAAAUUUGUUUCCAAGUUGAAAACCUUUGGAUCUUUCCAUGUGAAAGGAUUUGAAGAAACACAAGAAAAAUUCCUACUGGUUUUAAGUUAAAAUGGAAAAAUAUGAGAACCUAGGGUUGGUUGGAGAAGGGAGUUAUGGAAUGGUGAUGAAAUGUAGGAAUAAAGAUAGUGGAAGAAUUGUGGCCAUCAAGAAGUUCUUAGAAAGUGAUGAUGACAAAAUGGUUAAAAAAAUUGCUAUGCGAGAAAUCAAGUUACUAAAGCAAUUGAGACAUGAAAAUUUGGUGAAUCUGUUGGAAGUGUGUAAGAAAAAAAAAAGAUGGUACCUCGUCUUUGAAUUUGUUGACCACACAAUUCUUGAUGACUUGGAACUCUUUCCAAAAGGAUUAGACUACCAAGUAGUUCAAAAAUAUUUGUUUCAGAUUAUUAAUGGAAUUGGAUUUUGUCACAGUCACAAUAUCAUACACAGAGAUAUAAAGCCAGAGAAUAUUUUAGUCUCCCAGUCUGGUGUCGUCAAGUUAUGUGACUUUGGAUUUGCACGGACUUUGGCUGCUCCAGGAGAGGUUUAUACUGAUUAUGUGGCAACUCGCUGGUACAGAGCUCCAGAACUCUUGGUUGGUGAUGUCAAGUACGGCAAGGCUGUUGAUGUGUGGGCCAUUGGUUGUCUAGUAACUGAAAUGUUCAUGGGAGAACCACUAUUUCCUGGAGAUUCAGAUAUUGAUCAGCUAUAUCAUAUUAUGAUGUGUUUAGGUAAUUUAAUUCCAAGACAUCAGGAAUUGUUUUAUAAAAAUCCUGUGUUUGCUGGAGUAAGAUUGCCUGAAAUCAAGGAAACAGAACCUCUUGAAAGACGCUAUCCUAAGCUCUCUGAAGUUGUGAUAGAUUUAGCAAAGAAAUGCUUACAUGUUGACCCAGACAAAAGGCCUUUCUGUGCUGAGCUGCUACACCAUGAUUUCUUUCAAAUGGAUAGAUUUGCGGAGAGGUUUUCUCAGGAACUACAAUUAAAAAUACAGAAAGAUGCCAGGAAUAUUUCUUUAUCUAAAAAAUCCCAAAACAGAAAGAAGGAAAAGGAAAAAGAUGAUUCCUUAGGUGAAGAAAGAAAAAUGCUGGUGGUACAGGAUACCAAUGCUGAUCCCAAAGUUAAGAAUUCUAAGGUAUUUAAAAUAAAAGGAUCAAAAAUCGAUGGAGAGAAAGUUGAAAAAGGCAAUAGAGGUUCAAAUGCCAGGUAUCUCCAUGAAAAUAGGAUAAGCCACAUCAAAACAGUGCCUUCCACAAGUCUCAGAGACUGCAGCAAUGUCAGCAUGAACCACACAAGGAAUUCAAGCACAGCAAUCCCCCCACUUACACACAAUCUUUCAGCAGUUGCUCCUGGUGUUAAUUCUGGAAUGGGAACUAUCUCAGGUGUACAGAGUUACAGAGUGGAUGAGAAAACUAAGAAGUAUUGUAUUCCAUUUGUUAAACCAAAUAAACAUUCUCCAUCAGGAAUUUAUAAUAUUAAUGUGACAUCAGUCUCUAGUGAAAAAAGCCUCCUUCAGGCAAAUAAGAAAAGAAGGGAAUAUUCUAAGACAGACGUCCGUUUGCCUGAACUGAACUAUAAUCAUCUCCCUGAACUAAGAGCCUUGGAAGGAAUAGCUCGAAAUUCUAGACUAAUAAAGAAAGAGAACAAAAUUCUUUCAGAAUCUCGGAUUCCUUCUCUGGCUGCUAUUGACCUGCAUACUCCCAGUGUUGCUUUACAUCAGAUAUCAGGAUCUCCCCUGUCAGAUGAUUCAGAGGCCGACUUGCCUCGGAUGGAACACCAGCAUUGAGAAUUAUUUUAGUUCAGAAGGGGAUGCUGCUAUAGCACUUGAGAUGACAUCUCCUUGCAACUAGAAUGCUAAUAUCCUAAGAGGAAAGAUUCAUGGUAUUCAUUGUUUCCUUCUGAACUUCCUGCAUUUUCUAAGAAAGUUGCUUUGCAGAGGAAGGAAAGACAAAGACAUCUUCAAAUGUUUCAAAGGAAGAUUGAACAAGUUCACCUUCCCAACUGUUAUCCUGUUACUUUUUCAGUCUGUUGAUGCUUGCUAUUUCAAGAUAUAGACAAUGAAAGAAUAGUAAUAUGGUUCUUGUUACAUGAAUUUGCUAUUAGUAGAUUGUGUAUUUAAAUUACUAAGAUUAAAAGUGAUUAAAAAUGAAGGCGAGAGACACAUUAUAAAAGGUCAUGUUAUUCAUGCAUUUAACCUUGUGUGAUCUGUAUAAAUGUUUACAGUUGAAGAAAAUGAAAACAAUUCUAGGAUCAGUAAAAGAAAAUGUUUUGUUUACUUUACCUAUAAAAACACUUGAAAAUCUUGUUUCUAGGCAUUAAGGUGAUAUGUAACUGCUGUCCAGGAGUGAUAUAUAUAUCAUUGGUUUCUGUGAUUGUUGUUAAUAUUCAGUGUAUUGUGGGAAUCUGGCCUUUCUGCUGAUCUAAGAACUACGUUAAUAUAAAUCUAACAGAGAAACUUUUUAUUUCUAAUGACUCAGUACAGCUGUGGCAUUGGUAGUCCUCUGUGUUGUAAAAUUUUGGUGCUAAUGUUCCUGUGUGAAGGAACAUGAUUGGAACAAGAGGAAAAGGAGAAUAGAGUACUGAACCUUAAAGUUGAAUACUGCACUUCUCACUAGAAAGAGUUACACAUACAAAAUAGGUGAUGGGAAGCAGGGUUACUUAUUAAUCAGGCUGAUCACUUUUGUCUAGGCCAAUUGCUAUUGAAUCAUUACUGAAGAGACUGUAGGGAGGGAAUGUCUGUUAUUACGGACUCCACUCUUGUCCACUGAUAUUUUGAGGGUGAUAUUAGAACCCAUAGAAGUUUCUGUGCCUCAAAUGCUUAGGCCUUCCCAAAGUUUUUCUCCAAGGUACAUCAUCAUUUACCCACAUUCCACACAUUUUGCACAGGUCUGCAACAUUUUAGGUGAGAGGGUUAGACCAAUUGAGCUCCAGAUUCUUGUUUCUAGGAUUCCAGUCAUGCUCUGCAUUUAUCAUUUUUAAAGAACAUUUGUUAAGGAGACCAGGAUUUGAGUAGAAUUUUUGUCUUAGCCAAUUAAAAGUGUGUUGUUUUUCCCUAAAAGCUUUUGAUUAGAAUUAAUCCAAGAAUUUAACUAAAUUUUUCUUUAUUUUCUUGGAGUACCAAGGAACUUAACUUUUGAGGCCUUAGAUACUUAGGCCUCAAAAGACUAGGACAUUCAAGAGGAAGCAAAAUAAAUUAUUCCAACAUAUAGGUCUAUAGGUGAUGAUUAAAUUGAUAUUUGGUUUUGAUUUAAAAGCUUUAUUUUUAACCUUUUACCUGGUAUUUGGCUAGAUUAGUAUGGCUAAAAUGCUGAAAAAAAAUAGAAUAUCAGCAUUAAUGAUCUUCAUAUUAAUAUAUUAUUUUAUUUUUACUUUGAAAAAUAUUGCCAACAGACUCUAUAAUCUAGAAAGAAGACAAUACUUAAAGUCAAUCCUCAACAACAGCUUAUUUCAAUGCUUUGUUUAUGUAAAGAGAAGUGUGAAAAUAUUCGCUCAAUUUCUGAGGGUCUAAGUCAUUUACCUUCUAAUUCUGUACUCUCCUUAGGUAUCUUUUGCCUAUUUAAAUAUCUUUGAAAAAACUGAGAAUCAUUUAUACUCAAGUCUUUGUUGAAACUUGAGGAUCAUAUAUGAUUAGAACCUUGGCAGAACUAAGAUUUUUCAAACUAGGGCUGAAGAUACUAAACCAAAAUAAUCUUUGUUUUCAAUUUGUGGUUAUUUACUCUCCCUUUACAAGGAUAUGAUUUAGUCACACACUAAUAUGAACUAUGGAUAUGUACUAGUGGGGGACAAUGGGUUUGCUGUGUAUGUGUAUGUUUUAAAAUAAAUAAAUAUUAUCUAAGCUCCAUAA